AUGACCAACCGCCGCCACAACAACCCCCAAUAUCUUUACAUCCACCAUCCCCAGCCCAUCCACACCGACUCCCGCCCAACAAAGGACCACGCUGCGGCCCUUUACUCGCCCGCCCUCUGCCUGCCGCAGCAACCUCUGCGCUCGCACCUCCAGUACGCCCACCUGCCCCCGUAUCUGCUGCUGCACCCCUUCUUGCAGCUUGCGCGCAUCGACGAAGUGCAUCAAUCCCUCUCGCACACGCCCUUUCCAGCCGUAAUUGUGUCUCCCCACUCGCUGAGCCCGCCGCCCCAGCGGGACUCAGGCCGCACCCACUCCAAGAAGCCUCCCGUCAAGACGGCACAGGCACCCAAAGAUACCACAGAUGGGCAUAAGGAUACAAAGCGCAGCGUGCCCAACUGCACGCCCACGGUGACAUCAAACGGUGCUCCAAACAUGGCAAGCAAGCGGGAACAGGCAGCUCCGCCGCCUCUCACCGACACACAGACACAGGCACAGGCGCGACCGCAGCGACCGUCCAUAGUCUCGCACCACUCGAGCUCAGUCCCCUCUACUCCCUUGCAGGUCGCCCGUAAAUACAACACGCCCUCACGCUCGCCCUCGCCCAACGGUGGUCUGGGUGGCCAUUCGCCACGCUCCGUCUCCUCCGAAGCAAACGGCGCCAUGCCUACCCUUAGGCCCGCUCGUCCCUUCAAAUGCAGGUUCGAAACCAAUGUUGGCAUGCUGGGCCGGAGACGAAUGCCUUACCAAUCAGACGAGAUAUUGGACAAGGCCAAAGAGGAGCCCAAGAAGAGCUUGGACCCCCACGAAGACGACAAGUUGAGCGGUGACAUGCGCGAGCUGUAUGACCGGUUACUGCCCAAGCAGCAGGAUAACGAUACGCGAGAGCGCUUCGUGAAGAAGGUGCAGCGCAUACUGGAAACGGAGUUUCCGGGCACUCAAAUGAUGGUUCAUGUAUUUGGGUCCUCGGGCAACAUGCUAUGGACAUCGGAGAGCGAUGUUGACAUUUGCAUCCAAACGCCCAUGAAAAGGCUAGAAGAGAUGCACCCGCUGGCUGAGGCUCUCGACAAGCAUGGCAUGGAACGUGUCGUGUGUAUUCCCGCGGCCAAGGUCCGGAUAGUAAAAGUCUGGGAUCCCGAGCUGCAGCUCGCCUGCGAUAUCAACGUGAACAACGUCGCCGCAAUCGAGAAUACGCGCAUGAUCAAGACGUACAUCCAGCUAGAUGACCGCGUACGGCCAUUGGCCAUGAUUAUCAAAUAUUGGACAAAACGCCGUAUCCUGAACGAUGCUGGCAUUGGUGGCACAAUCAGCUCGUAUACGUGGAUAUGUAUGAUUCUCAACUUUCUUCAAACACGGGAUCCGCCGGUUCUACCCAACCUACAUGAGCUCCCUCAGCGAGCGCGAGACGGAGCAACCGGCCAGCCGUCAUUGUCAAGUUUCGCCGAUGAUGUUGGAAAGCUGAGAGGCUUUGGUGAAAAUAACAGGGAAAGUCUGGGCCAGUUGCUCUUUCACUUCUUCCGUUUAUAUGGACAUGAGGUAGAUUAUGAAAAAGAGACAAUCUCGGUGCGCCAGGGUAAACGCAUACCAAGAGAAGAAAAAGGCUGGCACCCGGGCGGUGGUCAGAAGGAAGGCGUCAACCGCCUUUGUGUAGAGGAGCCCUUUAACAUUGACCGAAACCUGGGGAACUCAGCAGAUGACUACGCGUGGCGUGGGAUACAUUUGGAGAUACGUCGUGCUUUCGAUUUGCUCGCAGACGGCCAGCAGCUCGACAAAGUGUGUGAACAGUUCGAGUACCCCCCUGAAGAAAAGUCCAACGCCAUCUUCAAAAAACCGCAGUCACAAAAGGCGAUCAUCACUUCGAGUGUACCAAGUCGCAAUGGCCGAGGUGGUUCCAACUCGCGCGGAGGCAGAGGCGGUUUCAGCCUCAAGGGUCAACACGGAAACAGCAGACGUUCUUCUAACAGCUCGAAUUACAGUCAGGGCCGCCCGCCCUUUCUGCACAGUCCACCCAUUCCUGCGAGUGCUGGUCCAGAAUACUUCAGCUUCCCUCGAGGUAUUCACGACCAGCUCCAUGAUCAGCUAUACCAGCAAUACCAGAUGUUGGAAAUGCAGUCAAAUUCUUUGCGUGCGCAGUUGGCCGCUCAGCAGCAUGCUCAGCAAGCACACCAAGUAAGGGCUGCUCAGAUGCAUGCCCAUGCCGUUGCUCAGGCACAAGCACAAGGAAGAGCACCAAACAGCGCGAGCGGAUCACCUCAAAAGUCGCAGUAUGUUAAUGGGCGUCAAAGCCCUAGGUUGGCUGAGCGUGGAAUACCGCCAAACGCUCUCCCUCAGGGAUUCCUAUACCACUACCCUGGCUUCUACAACCCCUCUCAGGUGGAUAUCAACGGAUCACAGGACGGCUCACGGACAAACCCAUCUUCGCCAUCUCUGAGCAGCAGCAUGCCUGGUGUACAUCGAGGUGUUCACCGCGCGUCGAAUGCUAGUGAGACAACCUCACUUCGUUCGCAUUCGCAGCCACCACGUAACGCUGCUCAGCAGCCUGUCAUUGUAGGGUAUCCGCCUAUGCCCCAGUUCGUUGACCCAAGUAUGUUUGCCGGCUACACCAUCGCACGGUCUUCGCAAGAUCUCUCAACUGCACAAGUCACGUCAGAUGUUCCAGUAAAUCCAAUGGUUGCUCAGCAAGAGUCAGCCCCAUCUUCGGAUAAUGGCUCACCGAAGGACUACGUGGGCUAUUCCGUGGCAGAACAGCCGCAGCCACAGCCGCAGCCAACGCCGGUGCGCUCAUUACAAGAGUACACUGUGUCGGCAAUUCCAUCUUUCAGCGAACUGGCCCAGCGCCGCAGACGGGUGUCGCCAGAGAUUACCCAGCCUCUUUUGAACACUGCAUUGCGGCGGGUAACAAGAUCACCUUCUCCAUUGGGAGGCCAUAUGCGAAGUUAUUCGAGCGGUGUUGCCCAGCCAAACGACGCCGUGCCUGAGCAGCGCAAGUCGCGCGUUGACUCUGUACGGCCUGCGCCUGUUGAUAACGGUCCAGUAAUUGUCAAUGGCUCGUUUCCCACGCAGUCUCGUCCUAAGGGUGACACAUUUGACACCGCUCCACCUGAGGCGCCACCUUCAGCCCCGCUUGCUAUGUAUCCUGACGACCAGGCCAUUCAACAGAUUCAACAGCUCCAGGCACGUCAGCAAUUAGUACUCCAGGAAAUGCAGAGGCAAAAAGUGGUAGAGAACAUGGGGCCUCCCAUUGUUAAUGGAUCCACGAAUGGGCACCGAUCACUGGAUUUGAAUGGCAUGCAGCGCGCACCUGUUGAAAGCCAGCAGCCAUUUCCUGCAGUUGGCGAUGCCUGGGUAAAUUACGAGAUACCCAACAGUCACCACGGUGACCGCGUUGAAGACGUAUCGCCAACCCGUAUGGUUCCUCAUCCUCAGUGGGCUGCGCCUGCAUACCCCAAUGGUCUGCCACCCCUAGAAACAACAAAUGUGCAGCGAGCGCAUCCCCAGGAGGUCAAAUCUGCAACUAUUCCUUUGUUGUCACCAGUGUUUGAGACUCGCACGCCCUCUCCAACUGCCACACGUUCUUCCGAACUCACCAAGGUUGUGAAUAGCAGCAAUGGGCACAAGUCACAGUCAAAAUCAAACAAUCAGCAGCCACAUCGCCGCGGAUCAGUUACAGGCGGAUCGAACGGCAACGGCAAGGAUAACCGCAAUGGCCAGCAACAAAAAGCUACUCAAAACCACGAGCGCACAAACAAAGCGAAUGCAGGGAGCUCUAGCCCUAGCUCUUGGCAACAACAGGCUCCCCGUAAGAAGGGGAAGAACAAGAAACCAAGGGCGCCAGAGCAGAAAGCCAUGGGUGAGCCAUUGCCUGCUAAUGCUGCUGAUCGGAAAGGUGGUUAA
Molecule: messenger RNA, 3891 nt
Organism: Bipolaris oryzae ATCC 44560
Lineage: Eukaryota; Fungi; Ascomycota; Dothideomycetes; Pleosporales; Pleosporaceae
Exons: 4
Coding region: 1-3891 (1296 amino acids)
Biological process (GO): RNA 3'-end processing
Molecular function (GO): nucleotidyltransferase activity
Source: RefSeq, a predicted model, not a curated record